GGUAGAUCACAUGCGUGUUUCUACUGAAGAUAUCUUUGGCUGGUUUACAGCUCUUGCUUUGAGUUUGGCGCGUUGUUUAGUUGGGGAAUGGCAAGACAACCAGUGUUUCUGCAAGUAUUCCCACCUGUCCCCCGACUCCAGUGGCUGCGGGGAGGGCCGGUGGAGGGGAUGUCAGGGCUCUGAGGCUGGCGGAGGCUUCCCCCGGCCAGGGCCUGGGAGGGGAGCUUGAUCGGGGCCUCAAGCCUUGUGUAACCAGUGUUGACCUCCAGGCCGGGAGGUUGCGAGGCUGCCGUGGUAAAGUCUGGGGAAAGACCAGAUGUCAGGGACAUCAACCUUGUCCAGCUUCUUCAUUGCCUGGAAGAAUGGGUUGCUCGUUCACCUUUGCUGCAGUAUGGUCUUCUGGAGCACAGGAAGAAAAAUGGAAAGGGUGCUCACCUUUCUUCUGUACCUUAACCAGAAAAUCUGUGGCUUUAUAGAGAUAAAGAUAAUACAUGUUUAGGAACUGUUUUUUAAAAGGUCCUCCCUUUGCUCUCAGCUCAAAGAUAACCCCCGUCAGCAUACGCUUCCUUACAGCAGUGCACGCACAUACAUAGAAUUCUUUAUGAAAGUGUCGGAGGCAGGAAGCUGGGCGUGAAGUUUUGUAUCCUUUUUUUUUCUGUGAACGUUCCAUCUUCAGAAUGUUCCCUUCAUGAGUAUUCUUGCAUAUAGAGAACGUGAGCGUGUCAUUAUUGAUCUGACUAGUGCGUAGCAGGACACUUUACCACCCUGAACCCACCCAGAGAAGCAGCAUGCAGACUCCAGCCCCCUCCCCACCAUGUGGAGCCCUAGUAGCAGACAGACGGAAGGCAGAGCAGCCCCCAAGCAGGAGUGAGGGGCUGGGGGCAGGAGAGAGAGGAGUGAAGCCCUGAUCAGGAGGCGUUUGUAAUUCUAAGACCUCUUGUCUGUGUUUUGGAGAAGACAUUUAUUAAAGACAUGCCUCCUAAGGAUGAGAGUGCCCCCAGAGAGCCCCCCUGGGGUGCUGUGCCGUGCCUGUGUGUGACCAUGGCCCUGGGCCACUCAGAGUGUGCGAGUCUCAGGCGUUACUCUGGGUGAGCGGGGCAGUUGGCCGACCUGAACUGCCGCCAAGGUUUUGGCCCCUCUGGGCUCCAGUUUCCUUAACUACAAACUAGGGCACUGACCAGAUGGCCUUUAAGGUCUGUGCCAGCUCUGGCGUCUGUCCUCUGGAUGUGCGCUCGCCUUUGACAAAGCGCUUAUGUUGCCAGAGGGCUGGGGCUAGGUGGAAGCCGUGUCUCCCCGGGGCCUGGGUGAGGGGUGACCUUGGCCGCUGAACUCUCGUGUCUAGUGGUUUAGCGCACGUGCUACUUUCCAAGGGGGCAUCAACAGCUUCGCUCCCGUCCCGCUGUAUUGCUGCCUAUGUUCCGUCUGCACGGUAACUGCUAUUUCCCAACACCUGCUCUGUGCCGGACACUUUACACAUUAUCCCUCGUUUUCACAGGACUCUUGCAAGGUGUGUCCCUUCUGCUCCUUUCCAGAUGAGUCCAUCGAUUGUCUCGGGCCACGCAGCCAGGGAGCGUGUUCGAGUUCCACAGCUAGGUGGUUGGAUCGCUGCUUCUCGCUUAAAAAGAGCCCUUUUAUCCUGGGCCCUCCUUGAAGGUGGCGUGUUAGGGCCACGGCCUCUGCCGCUUUUCCCAAACUGCCCCCUCUCCAGGUUACUUCAGGACAUGAGGGAGGUCUGCCUGCGCUCUGGGCACUUUUGAGUAUAAGAUGGCAGACAUUGGUAGAUGGAGAGCCUGGGUCCCCCUGGGGCCUCUGGUCUGGGAGGGUGGAGCAGCCCUCUUCAGGGAGGCGCUCUGGCCAAGGCUGCCUCCCUGGGUUGGGGAGAACCGUCUGGUGAAUGAUGGUGCAUCCUGGUUUGGGCUGAGGUGGACAGAGAGAGGGAUGAAUACCAACCAGGACCAAAUACAAGUUUGGCUGCCCUGGGCCCGGGGAGACAGGGAGGCACGGGAAUUCCCAAGGGAAGUUUGUCCCUUGCAAACCACUCCCAGGUAUGAGGGAGGCGGUGAGAACCUCCCGGGAGCCCAGCGGGGUAUGGGUGACCCUAGGGAGGGGUCUGUGCAAACCUGAGCCACCCCCUUUGAAAGUGAGGGCUCCCGGUUCAAUUCGGCCUGCUGCAGGACCCUGACCUUCCUCUGUCGCCCCUCCUGUUUGAGGUAAAUGCAGUAACUCCCACUUUGCUUCUGGAGGAGUGAUUUACAUCUUUUUCCAAGGAGGAGCUCUCGGUUACUAUGGCGUUUUACAGUCUGUCUCUGGAAUGAGAAGGUCAAGGAAAAUGGGUCACGGGGUUUCCUUAAUAACCGCAGGAGCUGCUGACACAGGCAUUCUGGGGGAAUUCUCUGGGUUGGACUCACCGGGUUUGGCUAAUUCAGCUUUUCGAUCUCAUUCAGCUGAUUAAUGGGAGGAAGUGGUGGCUUCUCUGGCUGUGUGGGUUUUGCACCUAACGCAAGCCAGGCAGCCCGCAGUCCCUGGGAAGGGCCGCCCCUCCUCCUGUAGGCCGUUGGAGGCUUCCUCGGCCCCCUCCCAGCUGGAGGAGGGCUGGUUGCUAUGUGGUUGGUAGGACCUGCCAGGGGGUGGCAGUGAGAGCCUCUGCGCCCCCCCCCCGCCCGCCCCAGUCCUCCUCCCACGGGCGAUCCUGACGUCACUGUCGCCCUGAUGUGGACAAAUAUCGAGUAAGAUUGUUGAUCCGCAUCCAUCUGGGGGGUGGUUUUCCCCUCCCGAGAUUUCGGAGUGCCGUCAGGCUUCGGUUCCAACCUGGAAGCAAGAGGAGUACUUCCCAGCUGCUCUGCUCUCCAGGAGCCAGGGCAGAUUCCAAGAAGUAGCAGUUCAGGAUCCAAAGGAUGCCCUGCCUCCCCCCGUCUCCACCUGGGAAGCUGUUCCUGGCCUUCAUCCUUCCGAAUCCUUGAGACCUGGGACCCCCCAACAACUGGACCCAAGCGCUGGCGGACUCCUCCUCUUGACCUUAACUGCAGGAGGCGCUUCCCGAGGCAGGGCCAUGCUCACGUUCAUGGCCUCUGACAGUGAGGAGGAAGUGUGUGACGAGAGGACAUCCCUGAUGUCGGCGGAGAGCCCCCCGCCGCGCUGCUGCGAGGAGGCCCGGCAGGGCCUGGAGGACAGAGAGAGCGCUGCCCAGUGGUUCCAAAAUACCUGUGCCCGGCACCGCAGAGCCCACCACGGGGGCGUGCCAUGGCCCUCACCGAGCGGUUUUCCGCAGAGAAGCCAGGAUAGCGAGGAGGACCUCGACGAGGAUGCAGACCGCUACAUGUGCAGUGGGGUCCCCGGGCAGCCAUCGGGCCUGGAGGAGGAGCUGACCCUCAAAUAUGGGGCAAAGCACGUGAUCAUGCUGUUUGUGCCUGUGACGCUUUGCAUGGUUGUGGUGGUGGCUACCAUCAAGUCCGUGCGCUUCUACACAGAGAAGAACGGCCAGCUGCCCUAUGGAGCAGGCAGGGAGCAGAGUCUGCAGCCCGCCAUCUCCCUCAGCAUCUACACACCAUUCACCGAGGACACGCCCUCUGUGGGCCAGCGCCUGCUCAACUCUGUCCUCAACACCCUCAUCAUGAUCAGUGUCAUCGUGGCCAUGACCAUCUUCCUGGUCGUGCUCUACAAGUACCGCUGCUACAAGUUCAUCCAUGGCUGGUUGAUCAUGUCCUCCCUGAUGCUGCUGUUUCUCUUCACCUACAUCUACCUCGGGGAAGUGCUCAAGACCUAUAACGUGGCCAUGGACUACCCCACCCUGUUCCUAACUGUCUGGAACUUUGGGGCGGUGGGCAUGGUAUGCAUCCACUGGAAAGGCCCCCUCGUGCUGCAGCAGGCCUACCUCAUCAUGAUCAGUGCGCUCAUGGCCUUGGUGUUCAUCAAGUACCUCCCAGAAUGGUCUGCCUGGGUCAUUCUGGGCGCCAUCUCUGUGUACGAUCUCGUGGCUGUGCUGUGCCCCAAAGGACCGCUGAGGAUGCUGGUGGAGACCGCCCAGGAGAGGAACGAGCCCAUAUUUCCUGCCCUGAUAUACUCCUCCGCCAUGGUGUGGACGGUGGGCAUGGCCAAGCUGGACCCCUCCUCCCAGGGAGCCCUUCAGCUGCCCUACGACCCUGAGAUGGAAGAGGACUCCUAUGACAGUUUUGGGGAGCCCUCGUACCCGGAAGUCUUUGAGCCCCCCCUGCCUGGUUACCCAGGGGACGAGCUGGAGGAAGAGGAGGAAAGGGGCGUGAAGCUCGGCCUGGGGGACUUCAUCUUCUACAGCGUGCUGGUGGGCAAGGCGGCGGCCACGGGCAGCGGGGACUGGAACACCACGCUGGCAUGCUUCGUGGCCAUCCUCAUUGGUUUGUGUCUGACCCUCCUGCUGCUUGCUGUGUUCAAGAAGGCACUGCCCGCCCUCCCCAUCUCCAUCACGUUUGGGCUCAUCUUCUACUUCUCCACCGACAACCUGGUGCGUCCGUUCAUGGACACCUUGGCUUCUCAUCAGCUCUACAUCUGACGGGGCCGGCAGCCAUGGGAAGCUGUCGUGGGGGCCCUCACGUAGUUCUACACUCUAGUGCCAUAUAUUUUUAAGACUUUUCUUUCCUUAAAAAAAA
Molecule: messenger RNA, 4622 nt
Organism: Enhydra lutris kenyoni (northern sea otter)
Lineage: Eukaryota; Metazoa; Chordata; Mammalia; Carnivora; Mustelidae
Product: presenilin 2
Exons: 13
Coding region: 3050-4525 (491 amino acids)
Biological process (GO): amyloid precursor protein catabolic process; intracellular signal transduction; protein processing
Cellular component (GO): membrane raft; Z disc; ciliary rootlet
Molecular function (GO): aspartic endopeptidase activity, intramembrane cleaving
Source: RefSeq, a predicted model, not a curated record